AUGACAUUGGAAAUUUUAUUAACGAAAUCAUUGUCUAUUGAAAUUGAACGUUUGAGUAAACAGAUCUUUUGUUUUUUAGGUCGUGAUUUUGGCCAACAUUAUUCUCGUAUCCGUAUAUUCGAAUAUGAUGGUUAUUCAGAUGCAAAAUUUCUUAAAUUUAAUAUUCAUGGUCCAACAAAAGUAGCUAAUUGGUCAUUAACAUUUGCUACUGAAGGAAAAUGUUCGAAUCAGUUUGCUAAUAUUCAUUUUUAUCUUCAAUCUGGUGCAUAUCCGUUGACAGCACCACGAAAUGAAUCAUUUCCACAAGCAUAUAUAACCAGUCGUCAUAAUCUUUUUAAGUUAAUCUUUAAUCAAACAUUAAUAAAUCCAUUAAUUCAAAUAAAUAGUCCUUCUAUUGGAACAUGGUUUGCUAUGACAUUUAUUGAUCGACUAUCAUCAACUGUUGAAUCAAAAAUGGCUAAAACGGGAUGUAAUUUUUAUUUAUCAACUUGGUUGGAUUAUCAAGUAGUACCAAUAUCUUUAGCAUUGAUACUUAAUGAGCCAAUUCAAAUUGAAUUAACUUAUAAUAAACCAUCGAUUUAUGCAUCUUAUUAUACAUUAAUAGGAAAUUCUCGAAUUAUAAUUUUAUCAGAAUGGUCCAAUGAUUGUGAUAUAAUAAUUUUAGUUAAAACAAAUUCACUUCCGAAUCUUUCUUUAUAUGAUUACAAAACAGUUUGUAAGAAUAAAACAUGUUCAAUAGAAAUUGAUCAAUUAUCUGCAUUUAUAUGGAUUUAUUUUCAAAUAACAGUUCAUAAUUUAUCAUGUUUAACAAAUCCUAUUCAUAGUGAAAUAAUUAUUCGUUCAACAGAAUGUUUAUCAUCUGUAAAUAAUUUUUGUAUUCAAUCUUAUCCAACACGACGAAUAAUGUUUAAUUAUUAUUAUGAUUUUUUAUAUGUACCAAUAUAUGCAACAGAUCGAUUAAAUAGAGGUAGUACUAGUUCAAUAACAUUAAAUGAAAAAGAUUCAUCGAUAUAUUCUUAUGAAUUUAUUGUUGAUGAUCGAAAUCUUGGUGGAACAUUACAUUUUGAUUUUGAAUCUCGAAUUGCGCCUUUUGUAUCAUCAAAUGUGAAUGUUAGUGUUGUUGGAUGUAUAUCCAAAUAUCGACCACUUUUAUUUAAUAGAUGUGAACAUGAUUAUAAAAUAAUUAUUGAAAAAAAUUCUAUAUUAAUCAGAUCAAUACCUUAUCCUGAAAUGGCUCUUUGGUAUUUAACAUUACAGUAUGCCUGUAAUGGUUCAAUAAAUGAAUGUCAAAAUGCUUCGUUAUCUGUAAUGUUUCAAAUAUCAUCAUCACAAUGUACAAAACAACAAUGUGGAACGUAUGGUGUUUGUAGAAUAUUGACAUCACAACAAAAUCUUUUUUCAACUUGUUCAUGUAUUGCUGGUUAUCGUGGAUAUGGUUGUACUGAUAGUACUUAUGCUUAUUUAUCAAAAAGUUUAUCAAGUGUUCUCUUUUUAACAAUAAGUAAUUUAAUGUUUUUACCAGCUAUUAUAUUAGCUACCUAUAGACAUUUAUAUAUCGAAGCACUUAUUUAUUUUUUCAAUAUGUUUUUUUCAACAUUUUAUCAUGCAUGUGAUCAAGAUAUAAAUAAAUUGUGUAUAUUUAAAUAUGAUGGUUUACAAUUAUCAGAUUUUAUUGGUUCAUAUGCAUCAUUUGUUAUUACAUUAAUAACUAUGGCAAUAAUACCACGAUCAAUAAAAGCAUUUCUAUUUAUGUUAGGUGUAUUAACAUGUAUUGUGAUUAAUUCACGUGAUCGUUUUGAUCAUUUACAAUUUAUUUGUUUAAUUAGUAUUACAUUUAUUUUUACAAUUUUAACUUGGAUCAUUGUUUCAAUUAGAUAUCGUCGUUUACAACCAUCUCCAAAACGUCUUUUAUUAUAUACACCAGGCUUUUUAUUAGCAUUUACAGCACUUAUUUUAUUUGCAUUCUGUGAAACAGAUGAAAACUAUUGGUAUAUACAUAGUUUAUGGCAUAUAUUUAUUGGAAGUUCAAUUCUUUUUUUUCUUCCACAUAAUAAUUUCUAUAAAAGAGAACCUGCUAGACAAGGAAUACGAGCUGAUGGACAAAAUACAAACAUAAAUACAGAUAGUCCAUUCAUUGGUACUGUAAAUCAAGUAAUUGUAUUACCAAUUGACAACACUUCUUUAUCAUCAUCGAAUACUGACUCAUCAAAAAAAUCAACUGAUGAUCUUCUUCAUUAA
Rotaria sp. Silwood1 is the source of this 2238-nucleotide messenger RNA. Lineage: Eukaryota; Metazoa; Rotifera; Eurotatoria; Philodinida; Philodinidae. The record is from the annotation of a GenBank genome assembly.